Molecule: messenger RNA, 4721 nt
Organism: Salvelinus sp. IW2-2015
Lineage: Eukaryota; Metazoa; Chordata; Actinopteri; Salmoniformes; Salmonidae
Product: transforming acidic coiled-coil-containing protein 1-like
Biological process (GO): cell population proliferation; mitotic spindle organization; cerebral cortex development
Cellular component (GO): cytoplasm
Source: RefSeq, a predicted model, not a curated record
GUCUAUGGGAGAGAGGGAGAGAGGAGGCUUGGGCCAGCUGAGAGAAACUGUCAGAGUAUCAGAGCUGUUUCAGACGGACAUUGCAGCGUCAUUCACUGAAGCAGUACAGUAUUAGGAAUCAUAAACAGUACACUGGCUAACUUGACCUGGGAUGACACUGAACCCACACACACGCAUGCACACUUAAAGUAGAACGCACAUCUAUAGACUUACACACAGACAGGUAAAGGCCCAGUCCCCUUGGAGGGGUACCGGCCCUGUCAACAUGGGGAGCUCUCAGUCCCAACAGAAGAAGAGGGGCGGGGCAGCAAACUCAACCAAGAGGAAGACAAGUAACAUUUCAGACUCAGAGGGCCACUUUGAAACCCCAGAGGCUCAGAGCCCUGUCCACGCUCCACUCCAAUUCCCAGAAGAGCUGGAGACCUUCACCACUGACAGAGCAGAUGCUCUGGGGGAGGAAGAUGAACAGCUGAUAGUGUCUGGCCCAGCCAGGGAUCCAGCUCCUAGCCUCCUCUUUAACCAGAACAUGGGUCAGGCCAAGCCCCCCUUGGCCCCUGAGGAGGAGGCCCCUGUGGACUCUGAGGGGCCACAAACACUGCCCAACACCACAGACACUGCAGAGGUUCAACCUCCAAUAGCAGGCCCAUCAGCCCAGACCAAUGGAGCAGCAAAGGCCACUGCUUCUCUAGACUUAGGUCUACCUGAGGAGGAUAGACCACUGGCUACUUCUCUAGACUUAGGCCUAACUGAGGAGGAUAGACCACUGGCUACUUCUCUAGACUUAGGCCUAACUGAGGAGGAUAGACCACUGGCUACUUCUCUAGACUUAGGCCUACCUGAAGAGGAGAGGCCACUUGCUACCUCUCUAGACUUAGGCCUAACUAAGGAGGCUAGCAGUACAGAGACGCUUUGUAAUGGACACCCCAUAGAGACCAUCCCUGAACCUCAGGCCAAACACACUAAAACCAUACCCCCUUCCCUGAAGAUAAAGGGAGCCUUUUCCAGGGCUAGUGCACAGAGGGGCAGGGACAGUGAUAUCACCCUAGUCCCUAAGGCUAGCUACAACUUCAACCUGGACCAAUUCGACGACAGCUUCAAUCCGUUGGCCAGCGGCGGCUACAAAAUUCAGAACUCCCCGCCAGCUUUUGCAGCCGAUGCCCUGCCCACAAUGGAGUCGCUACCUGUACCUAGCUCCCUGCCCACACUGGGGUCGUUACCUGUAUGCAGCUCUUCUCCACCGCUUUGUGGGACUAGUUCCUCACCUAAAAUGGACGUUGAGGAGGUCAAAGAUUCAGCAUCGGAGGCAUCAGAGGAGCCCAAGCCUGUGAAGAUGGAGUUUGGGUUAGACGAGGCAGUCGAGGUAAAAAAAACACCGCCCAGGAGGAUGGGUAAAAAGCCCAGCAGCAAGCUCGCCGUCAAGAAACCAAGGGCAAAAGCAACGACAACAGUACCUGCCCUAACGCCGGCACCCGAACCAGUAAUAGCUGAACCGGUAGUAGAGACGGUUUCAGAAACGACUUCCGAACAGCUUUCCAUGCAAGGUGCCACCUUAAGUUUGGACGACGUUCCUAUUCCCAAGUCCACUUAUAACUUUGACCYCAACCAGUGGGAUGACCCUAAUUUGAACCCGUUUGGGGGUGGKGGUGUCAAAAUAAGUAGUUCCCCGGUUUUGCCCAAAGGAUCCUACAGCUUUGAUCCUCACAACUUUGACAACUAUGUGGACCCCUUUAAGCCAUCUACAGCCCUGGGCAGCGAGAACUCAACCUCCCAGGAUACCCCACUUCCUCCGCCAGCAGAGGAAGCAGUGAAACCAAAGCUGGAGCAGCCCCUGGAUGAGGGGAAGAGAAUGUGUCAGAAUCCAAAGAAAAGCAAGGACAGGAUCAUCACGAAUUUGUGUAAGGUGAAGAAGUAUGAAAACCAGUCCCUGGUCCUGGAUGUCUGCAAUCAGGAAGAGGAUGUGGUGGUGUCACAGGUCCAAGAAAUGCCCCGCCGCAUUCGCCAUGCCACCGAUGAGGAAAAGCUGGCUUGCAGUGAAAUCAUGGACCAGAAAGCCAAUGAGGAAGCCGGGAUGGAGGUGGAGGAGGAAGAAGACUCAGUGUGUGCCAAAGGCCCAGCUAAAGGCCCAACCAAAGGCCUGGCCAUCACAGACAAUGUCAAAAGCCAGGCAAUGCUGGAUGGGCCACAGGCGAAGAUAACACACUAUAUGAAGGAAAAUGACAUUUGCAUUUCAAGUGAAGAGCUGUCAAUCACCCCAAGGUCAAAGUUGAUUGGCUGCAAGGGACAGGAUGACAAAGGUAGUCCCUCCUCCAUGGAUACCAUAUCGCUAAAUGAGAUGGACAAAGCAGCGGUGCUCACCUUGAUCAGAGAGGAGAUAAUCACUAAAGAGAUAGAGGCCAACGAGUGGAAGAGAAAGUAUGAAGACAGUCAUAUGGAGGUGUUAGAGAUGAGGAAAAUAGUGGUGGAGUACGAGAAAACAGUUGCACAGAUGAUUGAGGAUGAGCAGCACAAGAGGAGUGUCCUGGGCUCCCAGAAGAGUGUCCAGCAGGUGACUCUGGAGCGGGACCAGGCCCUGGACGACCUCAACUCUGUGGAGCGCUCACUCUCGGACCUCUUUAGACGUUACGAGAACAUGAAGACCAUCCUGGAAGGAUUUAAGAAGAAUGAAGAGGUGCUGAAGAAGUGUGCCCAAGAGUAUCUGGUCCGCGUCAGACAGGAGGAGCAGAGAUACCACACACUCAAGAUCCACGCUGAGGAAAAACUAGACAAGGCUAAUGAAGACAUAGCCCAGGUGCGCUCCAAGGCCGACUCAGAGAGCGUGGCUCUUCAUGCCAGCCUGAGGAAAGAGCAGAUGAAGGUGGACUCCUUGGAGAGAGCCCUCCACCAGAAGAAUCAAGAAAUCGAGGAGCUCACAAAGAUCUGUGAUGAACUAAUAGCAAAGCUCGGGACAUCAGACUGAUACCUGAAAUCAUAAACGUUGGAGUUGUUGGAUGUACUGUUCCACCAACUUCUCUCCCCUCUGCCUUACCAUUGCAGCCAAGGCCUAACCAUCCCCACUGCAGCUAGCUGGUAAAUUACUGUACACACUUCUAUACAAUCUGAACACGUCUCUGCUAUUAUUACUCAAACACACAGCGAGUGACUGCAAUAGUCACCCCUAUUGUUUCAGAUUGGAACAAAUAAACAGCGAAACAGCAAUGUGUGUGUGUAUAUAUAUAUAUAUAUAUAUAUAUAUAUAUAAUUAUUUUUUUUUUAAUUUAUUAUAACCAAUUAAGUAUUGACAUGGCAAUUUGUAAUGUUCAAUGUUGAACUUUGAUGCGCAUGUAGGGCCAAAUCUUAACUUUUGGAUAAAUUAGGUAAAUGAAGGUCAAGUUAAGGUAUGGACCUUACUGUCGAUUUCUACUUAUUGUAAGUGAAACUAUGUGAAGGAACUAGUAGCUAGUAACCUGUUGUGUUGCGUACUGUGUGUACGGUGUGUUUGUAAUGUGUGUGCCCCAUCAUGGAUUAUCGUGUACCACAUCAUGGAUUAUCGUGUACGACAUCAUGGAUUAUCAGUGUUGUCAGAAGAGACAGAGACCUGUGUUCCAGAUAGGGUGUGAGGGAAAUUCUUUUGAUACAGUUGGUGGCUCUCUUUUUGUAUUUACUUGUGUUCAACAGGUUUACACUUCAUCCUGCUGCUAUUCAAGUUUGUUGUUGUUGUUGAUUAUAUUCCAUUUCUGUCUCAUCUCGUUUGAUCUUCUGUUGUUUUGUGUGUUUGUUUGCUCCCUUUCUUUAGGUAUGCUAGUAUAAAUCACAUAUUUGUUUUUGAUCAUGGGACAAUAUAUAGACAAUAUAUAGGCUUCAAUCCAUAUUCCUUGUGUUUUACCGCUUAGCCCAUGUAGCCUAUAACUAAAGAGCACUAUUCUCUGACCUCAUCAUAGCACAUAGUAUUACACGAACAGCUUAACAAAUCUAGCAAUGGAGUAAUGACAUACCCUGUAAUCCUUUUAGUUUCACUCUCUUUAAGAAUGGGUUGAAACUGCCAUGUGGUUUUUUCUUCUUUAUUUUAGCUAGACACAGCAUAGGGAGCUGUGGUUACAUUGAUUGGCUCUCUGCAGCACAGCCACAGUUAAGUUUCUCUCUAGGCCUUGGGAAAACAAGACAAAUGUUUUCCAUCAUCACCAUAAUACUUGUGUUGCCAAAUGUUCCCCCCUGUGUUGCUCAAUACCAGUUAUUAUUAGAGAUUAUGAUGGAUCUGUAAACUGUUUCAAUGCAGGUGUGGAUGCUUGUUUAGAUAGAUGUUCUCAGAGCUAUCAAAAAGCAAACUGGUUGGCCAGCAUAACAACUGUUUGCCUAAUGUUAUAACAAUAUAUAGGGCCAGUUCCAAACUACCCUUUAGGACUACAAGGACCUAUAGUAUGUGGACAUGGAAGUUGGAGAAGCCCAGAUGAGGUCCUACCUGGGUCAUCGUUUGGGAGUCUUUGCCUUAUCGUACCUAUUUCAUGGAUCAACAUCAUCAUCAUCAGUACAGUACAAUCCACUGCCAAAUGUUAUUAUUUUGCCAAAUCAAAGGCUGUUUGAAGCUGCUUUUAAAUGUCUAUAGCUGCCAUAAUGUGUACAUUUUAUAUUGUAUGAAAAUAAUUUUAUUUUAAUGGCAGUAUUUGUAAAGAGGAUUUAUUAUAGUGUAUGAUAUACUGUAUAUUGUGUGUAGAAGGCAUUCCCUGAAUAAAGGUUAUCAUGAUUAA